Messenger RNA from Sphaerodactylus townsendi, 8312 nucleotides. It is a transcript of the gene UBR3, whose product is annotated as ubiquitin protein ligase E3 component n-recognin 3. NCBI's taxonomy places the organism in Eukaryota, Metazoa, Chordata, Lepidosauria, Squamata, Sphaerodactylidae. The coding region runs from base 76 to 5676 and encodes 1866 amino acids. The transcript is spliced from 40 exons. Gene Ontology annotation, cellular component: ubiquitin ligase complex; cytoplasm. The record is from RefSeq and is a predicted model, not a curated record. Gene Ontology annotation, biological process: ubiquitin-dependent protein catabolic process via the N-end rule pathway; protein ubiquitination. Gene Ontology annotation, molecular function: ubiquitin protein ligase activity; zinc ion binding.
AAGAGGCGGCCUCACGAGCGAGCGAGCCGGUGGCGGCUGAGGUGGGAAGGGGAGGAAGCGCCGCAGGUCCCCAUCAUGGCGGGGGCCGGCGCCCGGGAGAAGCGCUCCACGGCGGCGCGCCUGAAGGCGGCCCUCAGCGGCGGCGGCGGCGAGGAGGGCGAGGCCGGCGCGGAGCUGCGGGCGCUGCUGGAGCGGGUGCUGCGGCCUGGCGAGGCGUCGUCGUCGUCGGAGGCGUUGGCGUGGUGCCGGUGCCUGCUGGCGGGCGGCGAGCCGUGGGACGGCUUCGUGCAGGCGGUGCGGGCCUACGACCCGGCCACGCUGUGCGGCCUGGUGUGGACGGCCAACUUCGUGGCCUACCGCUGCCGGACCUGCGGCAUCUCGCCCUGCAUGAGCCUCUGCGCCGAGUGCUUCCACCAAGGCGAGCACGCCGGCCACGACUACAACAUGUUCCGCAGCCAGGCCGGCGGCGCCUGCGACUGCGGGGACGGCAAUGUCAUGCGGGAGGCCGGGUUUUGCAGAAGGCACAGAAUAAAAUCAAGCUCAGAAGUUCCAUCUGUUCCAAAAGACCUGCUGAUAAUGUCAGAACUGGUUCUUCCACAGUUCAUUUUCUGUAUUAUACAGUACUUAAGGGAAGGCUACAAUGAACCAGUUCUUGAUCUACCGUCAGAAAAAGACCUUCAGAAAGUUCUUCAGAUAUUGGAACCGCACAUUUCAUUUCUGGAAGAUCUGACAAAAAUGGGCGGAGCGAUGCGUUCAGUCCUUACUCAGGUUUUGACAAAUCAGCAGUUCUAUAAAGAUCUCAGCUCUGGUGGUGGAGAAAAUGCCUGUGCCAAGAAAAGCCAUGAAAAAUACCUUAUAGCGUUGAAAGGUUCUGGACUGACCUUUCCGGAAGAUAAACUCGUCGGCGGAGUGCAGGAACAAACGCCUGGAGCCAGCACAUCAGCACUUCAAGGUUGUGCAGGUGCUACACCCGCUUCAGGGCAAGGUGAUUCUUCAGAUGAGGAGGACCAAGAUGGUAGCCAAGGACUAGGAAAGCGCAAGAGAGUGAAACUGAGCAGCACCACCAAAGAUCAAUCCAUCAUGGAAGUUUUGAAACAUAAAUGUUUUCUAGAAGAAUUAUUAUUUUGGACAAUAAAGUAUGAAUUUCCCCAGAAGAUGGUGACUUUCUUGCUCAACAUGCUUCCGGAUCAAGAUUAUAAGAUCGCUUUUACGAAAACGUUUGUGCAGCAUUAUGCCUUCAUUAUGAAAACACUGAAGAAAAGCCACGAGUCUGACACGAUGUCUAACAGAAUUGUACACAUCAGCGUCCAGCUGUUCAGCAAUGAGGAGCUGGCCCGGCAAGUGACAGAAGAAUGCCAGCUCCUCGAUAUUAUGGUGACCGUCCUGCUGUAUAUGAUGGAAAGCUGCCUUAUUAAAAGCGAACUGCAAGAUGAAGAAAACAGUUUGCAUGUAGUGGUGAACUGUGGAGAAGCGCUUCUGAAGAACAACACCUACUGGCCACUUGUCAGUGACUUCAUUAAUAUCCUUUCACACCAAAGUGUGGCUAAGAAGUUCUUGGAGGAUCACAGACUAUUAGUCAUGUGGAUGAACUUUGUAUCAUUUUUUCAAGGGAUGAAUUUAAACAAGAGAGAACUUAACGAGCAUGUUGAGUUUGAAUCCCAAACUUAUUACGCUGCUUUUGCUGCCGAGCUCGAGGCCUGUGCCCAACCAAUGUGGGGGCUACUGUCCCACUGCAAAGUCAGGGAGACACAGGAAUAUACGCAAAAUGUUGUCAAGUACUGCCUAGAAGCCCUUCAAGACUGGUUUGAUGCCAUCAACUUUGUGGAUGAACCUACUCCGAAUCAGGUCACUUUUCAUCUUCCACUGCAUCGUUACUACGCUAUGUUUCUGAGUAAGGCUGUUAAAUGUCAAGAAGUAGAUCUAGAUUCCCUUCUCCCAGAUCAGGAAAUGCUGAUGAAGCUUAUGGUUCAUCCACUUCAAAUUCAGGCCAGCCUCUCUGAAAUCCAUAGUAAUAUGUGGGUAAGGAAUGGCCUGCAGAUUAAAGGACAAGCCAUGACUUACGUGCAGUCUCACUUCUGUAACUCUAUGAUUGAUCCCGACAUUUACCUGUUACAGGUUUGUGCUUCUAGACUUGACCCAGAUUAUUUUAUUUCCUCGGUUUUUGAAAGGUUCAAGGUGGUUGAUCUCCUAACAAUGGCUUCUCAACAUCAGAAUACAGUGCUAGACGCAGAGCACGAGAGAUCAAUGUUAGAAGGGGCACUAACAUUUCUUGUCAUUCUGUUAAGUCUACGUUUACACUUAGGAAUGACUGAUGAUGAGAUCCUGAGAGCGGAGAUGGUUGCUCAGCUGUGUAUGAAUGACAGGACGCACAGUUCACUACUAGACCUCAUUCCAGAAAACCCUAAUCCUAAAAGUGGCAUCGUUCCUGGAAGUUUAAGCUUCGAAUCAAUGUUGUCAGCUGUGGCAGAUUUCAAAGCUCCUAUAUUUGAGCCUGGGGGCUCUAUGCAGCAAGGAAUGUAUACACCUAAAGCUGAAGUUUGGGAUAAGGAAUUUGACCCAGUCAUGGUAAUUCUUCGCACUGUUUAUCGUAGAGAUGUGCAGUCUGCGAUGGACCGAUACACAGCAUUUUUAAAGCAGAGUGGAAAAUUUCAUGGGAAUCCCUGGCCUCCAUACAAGAAGAGAACUAAUUUACACCCAAGCUAUAAAGGACUGCUGAGGCUCUUGCACUGCAAAACGUUGCACAUUGUGUUGUUCACUCUACUGUACAAGAUAUUAAUGGAUCAUCAAAACCUUUCAGAACACGUCCUCUGCAUGGUUUUGUAUUUGAUCGAACUGGGGCUAGAGAACUCAUCUGAGCAAGAGCCUGAUGAAGAAGAUUCUGUGGGAGGACAAGAACGGUGCCACGAUAGCUGGUUCCCAGGGAAUAACUUGGUGUCAAACAUGCGCCAUUUCAUUAACUAUGUCCGCGUAAGAGUACCAGAAACAGCUCCAGAGGUGAAAAGAGAGCCACCUGCAAGUACAAGCGCUGAUGGUUUUGCUGCUUCUCAGAAUCCGAGGCGGCCUAAAGGACUUCAGAGAGAGAAUUCAGGGACAGCACAGGUGUUCAGCUUGGUGGCAGAGCGUAGGAAGAAAUUUCAGGAAAUCAUCAACCGCAACACCAGCGAAGCCAGUCAGGCGGUUCGGCCCAAGACUUCCAUGAAAUGGUCUGCUCCGGGCGCAACACCCCAGCUAACAACAGCUAUUCUGGAGGUCAAAGAAAGCAUCUUGUCUUUGCUGGUUAAGCUUCACCAUAAACUGUCAGGAAAGCAAAACUCUUAUUACCCUCCCUGGUUGGAGGACAUGGAAACUUUACUUCCGCAAGAAAACCCUAAAUAUUUUCACGGGGACGGGAUGACGGCUGUUGAAAGGAUACUAUUGAAAGCUGCACUUCAAAGCAGAAUGAACAAACGUAUAAUUGAAGAAAUAUGUAGAAAAGUGACUCCGCCUGUGCCCCCUAAAAAGAUUAGCCCCACAGAGAAGAAGACGUUGGACAAAGAAGAAAGGCGUCAGAAGGCUAGAGAGAGGCAGCAGAAGUUGUUAGCUGAAUUUGCAUCGAGACAGAAAAGCUUCAUGGAAACCGCCAUGGAUGUUGAGUCGCCAGAUACAGAUAUUGCUAUGGAGAUAACAGCAUCAGAACAGCAUGUUUCAGAAGCCAUGUACGACUGUGUGAUUUGUGGCCAGAGCGGCCCUUCCACUGAAGACCGACCAGCAGGAUUGGUUGUUCUCUUACAGGCCUCUUCAGUUUUGGGGCAAUGCCGUAAUAGUUCUGAGCCCAAGAAGCUGCCGACUACAGAAAAGGAGCAGAUUUACGCUCGGGAUACAUGCGCAGCUGUCUAUGAAGAACGACUUGCAAUUUUACAAAAGUUCUUUAAAGAUAGUUCCUGUCUGCAGUCAGUAUCAAUUGGCUGGGAAGGAGGCGUCUAUGUACAAACCUGUGGACACACGUUGCACAUAGAUUGUCAUAAAUCCUACAUGGAAUCGUUACGGAACGAUCAGGUCCUCCAGGGAUUUUCGGUGGAUAAAGGAGAAUUUACUUGCCCUUUAUGUAGGCAGUUUGCCAACAGUGUCCUCCCAUGUUAUCCCGGCAACAAUGUGGAGAGAAACCUUUGGCAAUGUCACAGUAACAAGAACAUGCAAGAUCUCAUAAAGGAAGUCGAAGAGCUACAAGAGCAGCUGGGAACUUUCCCCGUAAGCAUCAGUUCAGAAACCAACUUAAGCAAAGAAAUGGAGUCUGUGAUGAAGGAUAUCAAAAGCACUACCCAGAAAAAAUACACUGAUUACAGCAAGACUCCUGGAUCACCAGACAAUGAUUUUCUUUUCAUGUAUUCAGUAGCCAGGACAAAUUUGGAACUUGAACUGGUACAUCGGGGAGGCAACCUCUGUCAAGGAGGUGCAAGUACGGCUGGAAAGAGAUCAUGUUUACAUCAGCUGUUUCAUGUGUUGGCUAUGCAUAUGCGACUCUACAGCAUUGAUUCGGCUUACAACCCAUGGAAAAAGCUAACACAGUUGAUAGAAGACAAGAAUUUGCAGAUACUCAAUGAAGAGCAACCAGAAGUUCCAGUUCUUUAUAGAGAUGUUUUAUCCCUUUUGCUCGUCCAGAUUUUAACCAUGCCACAGCCGUUGCACAAAGAACACUUUACCUGUAUCAUAAAGGUGCUUUUCACAUUAUUGUAUAUACAAGCUCUCGUUGCACUUUCUACUAAAGGCAGCACUGAUGACAGGACAACUUGGAUGAAUUCAGGAGUUUUGAAAAAGAAUAUAUCCAAUGCAAAAACAUCUCAUGAAGCAUUACUGAGCCAUGUGAUCAGUGAACUCUCCAAAGGGAAAGUAUACAAUCAAGACGAAACUGAAGAUCUGUCCAUGGAUAACAACAGUGCUUGGUGUCUACACUCCCCAGAGACUUAUUUGCAGCAAUUCUGCCUGCCUUUCCUCAGGAUCACGAGCCUUCUCCAGCACCAUCUCUUUGGAGGAGAAUUACCCAGUUGUCAGGAAGAUGAGGAGUUUACAGUUCUUGCCAACUGUCUGGGCUUGUUACCGUCAUCUUUUCAGUCCUCGCAUCAUUUUUCCAGUGCCUCAUGUCUGGAUUGGCCAGUGCCAGCCUUUGACAUCAUAUCCCAGUGGUGCUCAGAAUUGGUUUCGUUUGCAGAUAAACAUCCAACGCAAGUAAAGUCUUUAUUUUUGCAGGAAUCCAAAUGGGACUUACCACGCCUCCUACAGUUGCCUGAAAAUUACAACACUAUUUUCCAGUACUAUCACAGAAAAAGUUGUUCCGUCUGUACCAAAGUCCCCAAAGAUCCUGCUGUCUGUCUCGUCUGUGGCACUUUUGUGUGUUUGAAAGGAUUGUGCUGCAAACAACAGAGCUACUGUGAAUGCGUGUUGCACUCACAAAACUGUGGCGCUGGGACAGGCAUAUUCCUUUUGAUCAAUGCCUCUGUCAUCAUCAUAAUUCGGGGUCAUCGGUUUUGCCUUUGGGGCUCAGUUUACCUAGAUGCACAUGGUGAAGAAGACAGAGAUCUCAGACGUGGGAAGCCCCUUUAUAUAUGUAAGGAACGAUACAAAGUGCUGGAGCAGCAGUGGAUUUCGCAUACCUUUGACCACAUCAACAAAAGAUGGGGGCCACAUUACAAUGGUUUGUAGAUCACCAGCCAUCAUCACCCCCACUCUUGCCUUUACAAUGAAUGCCACUUUGGCCGGCUUUAGCUAUAAGGGAUUGAGAAUUUGUGGCUUCACUGGGGAAGAGAGUCAAGCCACACCUCCUUGUGAAAGCCCUGGGUUAGGUAGGUGCUGGUAAAAAAAAAAAGGCAAUGGCAAAAAAGAAUGCAAAGUACAUCAGUGCUGGUUAAUUUGAGAGCAGCAUCUACAUUCAUAUGUCCAGCUGUUGCUUUUUAACCCAUUAGACAAGCACAAAUUGUACUUUAAAGAACAAUGCCAGUACAUGGCUAUACUGAGCGUUUAUUUUUCGCAGAUUGGGUUUGUUUAUGCUGAAACACUGUAUGGGUGUAGUAACCUUGCUAAACACCUUGCUCCCCUCCCCUCCCCACCCACUCCCAAACCCUUUUGCCUUUCUUUGUGUUGCUUUAAUUUUUUUGCUCGAUACGUAUUUGUAAGUAUGGCAGAGUUGUAACACCUUUUUUUGGUUUCUUUUCUCUGAGGUUGUAUAGAAAAAAAAUGGUCUAAAAGAUUUUUAGAGAAUAUUUCGCUGAUUGCCGGAAGGCGAUUUGAAAUAGUUUCAGGCAUUUGCCGAAAAGAAGAAAAAAAAGUAUUCAUUCUCAGGAAUUUCAUAGAUAUACUCCAGAGAUUAGUGAAAUAGCUGUAAAAUAGAUAGCUCACUGCUCUUAAUGUAAUAGGGUGCAUUUGCAGUAUUCUGUCUUGGCCAUUUCAGAGAGCUUUAUUUACUGGUAAUUCUAACACAUCCAUUUUGCUGUGUGCCCAUAUAUACAUUUUGUAAAUGCCCCUGAUGGUGGAUCAUCAUCCCUCAGAAGCGUGGCGUGUUUUUCAUAUCCACUGAGCUGUAUGUUUCAGCAUAAGUGGAAGCUGGAAACGUAUUUGGGAGCCCAGUCAAUGAGGCAUAAUUUGGAAUCUGCCCUAUAACCUUAGAUGGUUUCUUUUUGUUGUAUUUAUAAAGCACUUGCUGCUCUUUCUGCUUGGAUUCCUUAGUAGAAGAGAUCUGGAACAGUGCAGAGGAAUGACUUUAGUAGUUCUGUGACACAAGGCGAAUGAAUAUUUUCAUCUGCCUCUCCUGCAAAGAAUGCCAAACAAACAGCCUCACUCCCAUCCGGAAAAGGGUGAGUGGAGAGCUUUGAGUGCAGAUUCUUAUUUAAAAAGAAAUUACAGUUUUGCCCAUUGGCUGUUUGGUACAGAAAGGGACAAGAUCCAGGCUCCUGCCUUCUACUUCCUGAAUAAUCAGUUGCCAGCCCUGGUUGCUGAAUCAGAGAUCAUGGACUACAUGCGUAGCAUCUAAAUGCGUGCAAUGGAUUCACAGGUGUGCAGUGGAUUCACAGGUGGAAGCCAACUGCUACAUGCUGGAUUGGGGUGUGCACUGAAAUCUACAAGAAUGGGCAUAAUUUAAAAAAAAAGAAAAGAAACAAAACCACUUCACCAGGCAGGGAAAAUAGUAGAUCAAUAAUAUGUUGCUGCCAAAACCUUUUCCUCCCUUUUCUUAAACUCUUUCAAAUGAUGCUUUUCAGGACACUUCUGAUUCUUUCAUCCUUAAACUUAACAUAGCUUUUUUCAGUGAAUUUUGUACGUAAACUAAUUUUUUUUAAUUGUGGCGAUAAAACCACAGAUUUAGUUGAAAGCUGCUCUCUGUUCAAAGGUCUGACUGGAAAUCCGUUUCUGAAAAUAACAUAGGAAAUAAUAUGGAACAGGAAAGUUCACCCCUGAGAUGCAAGAGGGAGGCCUCAUAGCCCAUUAGAAUUUUUUCAUGAAGUCUGGAAGUAAAAUACAGUGGUUGCUAUUUUAUAUAAAACCGUGUGUGACCACAGACUAUAGAGAUGAGAGCCACAUAUUUGGAUUCUUCCUACAAACCUACAACUGUUUCACCAACUGAAAAAGUAGUCUUUUACAAAAGCAUUACUACAUUUUUAAUAUUGUAUCAUAUAUUUAGCCUGUAAUAUUUUUGCAUUGGUCAUUUAUUAUAAGGCCUUUUUUGUAAGCUCAGUCAAUGAGCAAAAACAUUCUUGGCGUCUCCCAGCAAAACCACCAACAGAGCUCUUGAAUCUGAGUGUUCUGUUUUUAGCUUGAAACUUCACAAAAGAGGAUAAUGUCUUCAGAAAAAAAAACGGAUUUAAAAAAAUGUUAUUUAAAGUGGAAUGUUUUAUGAUUGUGUAUAUGGGUGUGAAGUAAAAUUAUUAGCCUUAACUUUAAAAACCUUUGUAUUUCAUGGUGUUCAUUUUGAUACUGGUGAAUUAGUCACUAGUCAAGUUUAAGAAAGAGAGGGAAAAGAAAGACACUUGUUUGGAGAUUCUACUUGAAAUACAACUGCAUGCUGCUGAACUAGAAUUUUGAUUUCUCCUGUAAUUUUUUGAAAACCUGCUUUAUUAAGCUUACUUGGGAAAACAAACUAGAAUGGGGUGCGUGUGUGUGUAUGUGUGUGCGUGCGUGCGCUGCUGCUCUUUCUCCAGCUUACUGGUGUGGUAUCUUGUAUGAAUGAUCAUUUAAGUACAGUACAUUACUGUAGAAAUAGAAUCAAUCUCUGACACAUCAAAAAUGCAAAACUAGAAAUAUGGUACUCAGCAUUGUAAAAUAUGUUAAUAAAAAGUCUACUGUCAUUA